This is a messenger RNA of Daktulosphaira vitifoliae (grape phylloxera), 3043 nucleotides long. RefSeq lists its product as uncharacterized. Lineage: Eukaryota; Metazoa; Arthropoda; Insecta; Hemiptera; Phylloxeridae. The coding region runs from base 184 to 2403 and encodes 739 amino acids. Gene Ontology annotation, cellular component: plasma membrane. The transcript is spliced from 14 exons. Gene Ontology annotation, molecular function: calcium channel regulator activity; GTPase activity; GTP binding. The record is from RefSeq and is a predicted model, not a curated record.
UGCUUUUUACCGCGUUCCAUCUCUUUCUCUCUCUUCUCUUUUAUACGCACUCAAGAUAACGUCAAAACAGAAGCUGACGGUAAGCACGCGGACAGUAUCGCUCAAACGCGUGUGUGAUUCAAUUGUGCCGUUAAGUGCUACAUAAGCGUGUCGGUAUUAAUUAGAAAAUUAUAACUUUCAUCAAUGAUGUCUGUUUAUAGGACGACGUCACCAUUGACGACGUUUUACAAUAAUGAUUACCGACCCGAUGACGAACCACCCCCCGAAGCUAUUCUUGAAGAGAAAAGAAUUUUAGGUCAUCAUUUGCGACGUCCAUCCCCUACAAGAUGGGCACCCUCAUUGAAUUCCUCCAUGCAACCACCAACAACAUUAAGGCCAGGAACCAGUCAAUCUAUGCGAGUCCGGACAUCCGGCAGUUCACCAAGAAGAAGUUUGCAACGUUCCACUGCAUUUAGAAGUAAACGGUCAUUGACGAUCACAGAUCGUGGCCGAACAGCGUCUAUGCCUGCAGUGCCAGUAACUCACGUUUCAAAACUAUUACGUUUAAGUCUUUUGAAAUGUAUAUUGGCUCUUUAUUGGAUAGUUAUCAUACUUUACUUGGAUCCGGAUCCUGUUAUAUUGAUCAGAAUCAAAGCUCAACAUCUUGAAACAGGUUCUGGUCCAAAAGCAACGGUUUUAUUUUUAGUGACAAAAUACUUAAAAAGUCUAAUCAUUAUUAUCCAUGCCAUUAAAUCAAUCGAUAUUUUAAAUAUUAUUAAUGAUGUCCGUUUACUCGAAGAACGUAUAAAUUGUAAAGCUCCGAAAUAUUACACUGGAAUAGCAGCUUUAGUUGGAGUUUUAUUUACGAUAUUUGAAGUUAUAUUUGAUUAUCAAUGGCAAAGUCUUUCUACACCUAAAUGGAUAUUCUAUUUAGAGGGUAUUUCAAGAGUGUGCUUGUUCAGCAUAGAUUUACAAUUUUUUGAUCUUUGCAUUCGUGCAGCUGCUAUGUAUAAAAAACUAAAUAAAAACCUCAUAUUAGUGUAUCGUUUUAAAAAAACUAUACAACAUAACAAAGGUAUUGAAAAUUUAUCCAAAACCAAUAUGGAGUUUAUGAAUUUAAACAAAAUAUCGACUAAAAUAAAUCAAUCAUACUCGAGCCAAUUGUUUUUAAUAGUUGGGUUACAUUUUUAUUCCGUACUAGUCAAUGUUUAUUUGUUUGUAUUUCACACAUUUGCGUUGGGAAUACCAUGGACAGUGAUUCUCAAUUUGCGAUUUCUAAAUACUUUAUGGCGGCUAAACAUCAUUUGCGGAGCAGCUCAUUAUACUGUCAAUCAGGCUCUGCACGUGUACCGAAAACUAGGUCAGUUACGAACGUCAUGUGUGGGACCCAAAGAUAUCGAAGAGAUUGAAAUAAUUUUUUUUCAAUACAACGUGGAAAAUUUAUCAUUUACAUUAUUUGGAAUAAUGAAAUUGGAUUUUUCGUUAAUGCUGUUGCCUAGUUUUGGUCAUGUACCUAGACCAGAUGGACCUGUAUUAGAAGAGUAUCGAUUACGAAGUUUCUCAAUUACAGCUAGUGGAGUAUGUAACUUGGGUGAUUUUGUACGAUACGCACCACCGACAGCUACCACUUCUUCUCAACACUUAACAAUUUCAAAACGAGACAGCAGUCCGGCUUCGGUUUCUAGUUCCCCUUUACAUCAAAAUAUUGCAGCUGCAGCUCACACUGUUUGUACAGAAUUUUCAAGAUUUCGCAAACCUAGCACUGCACUAAUUAGUAAAUUCAAAGCAAAUGAUACUGUUGAAUCAUACAAAGUUGCGUUGCUCGGUGCACCUGGUGUUGGUAAAACUACCAUAUCCGUCCAGUUCUCUACAUCUGAAUACAUAUGUGUGUACGACACAUCAAUUGAUGAAGAUUGUGCCUGUAGGACCAUAAGAGUAAUGAUAAACGGGCAAGAGGCUGAAUUAACUAUUAUUGACAUACCUUACAAAGAAAUGUCGAUUGAAACUCUGUGCUCUACUUACAAUCCAAAUGUGUUUAUAGUAAUGUAUUCUAUAGUAGAUGAGAGAAGCUUUGAUAUUGCCGAACAAAUGUUGCUGUUUUUAUGGAAAGGAGAAUACAUUCACACAAAAGGAGUAAUUUUGGUCGGAAACAAAUCCGAUUUAGAAAGGACACGAAGAAUUCAGACUAAUGUUGGUCGAAGUUUGGCGUUCAGUUGGAAUUGCAAAUUUAUUGAAACGUCAGGCGGUAUUGAUCACAAUGUAGAUAAGCUGUUAGUUGGUAUUUUAGCCCAAAUCAAACUAAACCCGCUCAGAGAAAGAAUGUAUAAUAGUAAAAGAAAAAAAUACAGUGUUACAAGGCUGUAUAAGAAUUUUUUGGCUGCUCUUAGAGGUGUAAAAUCCAGUGAGAAUUUAUUUAGUAUUUAAUUUGACUGAAAACAUUUUUUUAUGGACCAAAAUUAAUUGUAAUUUAAUUUAUUGUGUUUUUUUAUGUACCUAAAUAUCAUGACAACAUAUUGCAUAUCUUAAAUAAAUAAGAAUUUUGUUUGUACAUAAGGAUAAUUUUUUUAUCAGUUGAGAAAAUAAAUCCUCUUUAAAAUAAUAUUUUAACAGUUUUUUAAAACAUAAUAAAAUAUAUUUUAUAAAUAAACAGAGUUAAAUGAUUUUAACAAAACCAAUCAACAAGCUUGACUAGAGGAAAUCUAUAGCUUUCGGAUAUCAGAUUUUUUCCUUAAAGCAUAGCAUAAAAUAUAUAACUUAAAUUAUGACUAUAUAAGGUGAUCACUUUAAUAUUAUAUGCUAAACCACGCGAUAUCUUUAAUCGAGGUUGCCAAUAAUAAUAGACGAUGAAAACAUAAGUUAGAUUUGUAAUCGAGACUUUUGAAUAUAAUUAACACAUAUCAUUUAUUUAGCUACAUACAAUGACUUUCGUGUAUUUUUAACAUCACUAGGUUUGAAAAAAGAAAUAAAAGUAAUUUUUAAGUUUUAUCGCAAGUUUGUUUAGCUUUAAAACUUCAAUAAAUUAUGCAGGUUGUCUCGAGUAUAAUUGACAAUGCUUAAAACUUUU